Molecule: messenger RNA, 1178 nt
Organism: Bicyclus anynana (squinting bush brown)
Lineage: Eukaryota; Metazoa; Arthropoda; Insecta; Lepidoptera; Nymphalidae
Exons: 3
Coding region: 127-1029 (300 amino acids)
Source: RefSeq, a predicted model, not a curated record
GAAGAGUUGAUUAUGCAGUGAAGUUGUUGCUUUUUUUAAUUGUUAUUUUUUGGUUAGCUUUACAAUAACCAUCUUUUAAUACCUUAGUUGAGGAGUAUCAGUGCAAUUUAGCUUUUAGGAUUCAACAUGGAGAAACUAAUUUUGAUGUUAUUAGCCACAGUGGCGAAUGUCAUAUCCAGUCCAUUAAUAACACUUCAAGAACUACAGAACCAGCAACAAAACAAAGCCAAAUUCUGCUCGAGCCUUCUACACUUCAACAAAUAUUACUACUCACCAGGAGAAUCCAUAGCCAUAAAUGGUUACCCAGCAGACAUGAGUGUACAUUGGCAAACAGGGAACAUAUACUACACACUAAUAAACAAUGAAAUGAAGAUGAACCUGCAAGUAUUGCAUUCUAGCGGUGAUUUUGAGACGAUAAAAGUGGUUGGAUUAGGUCAAUCGAGUACAGUUGAUAACCUAAACGAUAUCGUGUACCUAGCUACAGAUAACGGGGUGUAUAAAUACAAUGAUGACGGUACAACGGAACGAUAUGCAGCGUUAAAUGAAGAUGUCAUGUAUUUGACUGUCUCACACGAUGGUUCUGUAAUGUAUAUAGCGACAUGGCCUCAGAAUCGUGUGCAUAAAAUAACCAACGAAGGUCAGAAACAAGAAACUUUCUCCCCUAUUCCGAAUGGUCAUGGUCUGACAACGGAUACUAGGGAUAACAUUUUCUUUAUUGCCACAAAAACGUCGUAUGUACUCAAAAAUGAUCAGACUGUACCUAUUAAAAUUAAAGGGUUGCCUAACGAAAGAAUGACUGGGGUAUUCGUCUCUCGUUCAGACGAAGUGUUUGCUAUGGAUGACAAUAGCAAUCUUUAUACGAUUGAUGUUGAAAAUGACAGUGCUAACCUUUUAGGAUCUUUCAAUGUGACAGAUGUUAACACUUUCGCUAUGGACGCCGCGGACAAUGUUCUGAUUGGUGUGAAGGGAAGGAUUCUCAAGUUUAAUGCAUACGAUCGCAAUCCAUGCGAAGAAACGUACGACUCUUAAAUUACACUUUCUUUGUUUUUUUUUUGUGUAACUUCGUAUUGUAACUAACCUAAAUUAUUAUUUAUUAAAAUCUAUCAAAGUAAUUUACUUUCUUGUGUUUCACGUCUACCAUUAUUAUUUUUCAAUUUUUAUAAAUCUCUUACUUCUGU